Molecule: messenger RNA, 981 nt
Organism: Lottia gigantea (owl limpet)
Lineage: Eukaryota; Metazoa; Mollusca; Gastropoda; Lottiidae
Exons: 3
Coding region: 1-981 (326 amino acids)
Biological process (GO): DNA recombination; DNA integration
Molecular function (GO): DNA binding
Source: RefSeq, a predicted model, not a curated record
AUGAAGGAGUUGUCGAGACUUGGACUGGGUAUUAAUACCAAGAAGUCAGAAGUUAUUACAGUAGAACAAGAAGAGAUUUUAUGGAGUAAAGGCUUGUUAGGUGAAAGUAACCCACAGCAGUUAUUGGAUACUCUUCUUUUCUUGUUUGGAUUACAUUUUGCACUGCGAGCUGCUCAAGAACACAGGAAUCUAAGGUUUGGUAUGAACACUCAAUUGUCUGUUAAGUAUGACUUAGAAGGUAAAAAAUAUCUGCAGUACAUAGAAGAUGUUUCAAAGACAAACCAAGGUGGUUUAGAUUACAGGAAAGUCAGUCCUAAAAUGACAAGAGCUUAUGAAAAUUCUAACCCAUUAAGAUGUCCAGUUAGAUUAUAUGAAAAGUAUAUAGCUCUGCGUCCAAAAAACGGUACAGUAGAUGCAUUUUAUCUGCGUCCCAAGAAGAUGCCAUGCUCUGAUGUUUGGUACUGUGAUUCUCCUGUAGGAAUUCAUACCAUACAGUCCACGGUUAAACGUUUAUGUCAGUCGGCUGGUAUAAUUGGAAACUUUAGUAAUCAUUCCCUUCGUGCCACAGCUGCAACUCGUUUAUAUCAAGCUGGAGUGGACGAGCAAUUGAUCACUGAAAAGACUGGACACCGAUCUAAUGCUGUACGAGCAUAUAAAAGAACAAGUGAUGCCCAGCAAGCCUCUAUGAUCAGUGUAACCUCCCUCCUGUCUAUUGUUAUUCCAAGAUCUUAUAUCUUAAAUGAAUUUGUUGCUUCAAGCUUCCUGGCUAUAGCCAUUCAUAGAUUCUAUAAAUUAAUCAUGUUAUAUUACGAAGGUGAAGACAACUUUUUAAAUGAAAUGAAGAAUGAGAAAAUACAGUUAAACAGGCCGCCCUUUGCUAGGUGUUGUUUUAUGUGCCCUAAAAUUAACGUCACUAGGUAUUGUACAUUAAUUGAUUUAUUAUUAUGUUUUGGAGAAUUUCGUGUUGUACCCAACCUAUGA